UAGGGGGUUUGAUCGUAACUUUAUAAGGAAACUAAUCUGCAACGUUGAAGUUAAACUCCCCCUUCUUGUCUGUGCCUGGUUUGUUCAUAAUCUAGAUUUAGUUUCUUUCAGCAUGGAAAAAUUGUACAGUCACCUUGCUUUAGUGUUCUCUGUUUUCCUCUUAAUCAAACUUGUUUUCGUUAGAUUUAGCAGGCGAAACUUACCACCAAGUCCAUUGGCUCUUCCGGUCAUCGGUCACCUGCAUCUUCUCAAGAAGAAGCCGCUACCUCAAGCACUAGAAACUUUGUCUUCUAAAUAUGGUCCGGUUCUGCACCUCCAGUUUGGUUCUAAGUCUGUCCUUGUUGUAUCUUCUCCAUCUGCCAUUGAAGAAUGCUUCACCAAAAACGACAUCGUAUUUGCAAACCGACCCCGAUCUUCGGUUGGGGAUCAUUUCACAUAUAAUUAUACUGCCAUUACCUGGGCUCCUUAUGGUCAUCUCUGGCGAAGUUUGCGCCGGUUUUCCGUUGUUGAGGUAUUCUCUUCUAGUGGCCUCCGAAGGUCUUCUUCCAUUCUUGAAAAUGAAAUUUCUCGCCUUCUUCGCCUGGUGCUUAAACAGUCAAGAAGCGGCAAUCAAGAGGUGGAACUGAGGAUUUUGUUUAAUAUUCUAACAACCAAUAUAACGAUGAUGAUUGUUGCUGGAAAGCCUGCUAUUGAAGAUGAGGCGGCAGCAGCAGACUUAGGGAUUGCAAAGGAAUUCCUUUCAGAAUUUAAGGAGAAGUUUUUCGCGGGUGUGGCAAUGGACAUGCGUGAUUUAUUUCCAAUUCUGCGGCUAAUUGGUUAUAAAGGCCGGGUGGAGAAGAUUUUAUCAAAGGUACAAAAGAGCAGAGAUGAAUACAUGCAGGUUUUGAUAGAUGAAAUUCGUUUAAAGAAAACCAGUUCUUCUUUUGAAAAGAAAACUUCAUUAAUUGAAACUCUAUUGUCUCUCCAAGAAUCGGAACCUGAAUUUUAUACAGACGAUGUCAUCAAAAGCAUCAUGGUGGUAAUGCUUGUUGCUGGGGUAGACACAACAGCGAUCACUUUGGAAUGGGCAAUGUCGCUCCUACUGAAUCAUCCAGAGGCAUUGAAGAAGUUGAGAGCUGAAAUUGACGACAAAAUUGAAGAUGGGCGCCUGCUAAAUGAGUUGGAUCUUGUCAAUCUCCCAUACCUUGCUUGUGUUAUACACGAAACACUCAGACUAUAUCCUCCAACGCCACUCCUUUUACCCCAUUUAUCGUCUGAAAGCUGCACUGUUGGUGGAUAUGACAUACCACAAGGAACAAUGCUGAUUGUGAAUGCAUGGGCAAUGCACAGGGACCCCAAGGUGUGGGAUGAGCCAUCAAAGUUCAUGCCUGAAAGAUUUGAAGCAGCUUCCGGGGGACGAGAGGGAUUCAAAUAUAUUCCAUUUGGCUCGGGGAGGAGAGCUUGCCCAGGCGCUGCUAUGGCUGUUCGAACAGCUUCUAUGUUUUUAGGCUCACUCACAAGGUGCUUUGAUUGGGAAAAGGUGGGAAAGGAGGUGGACAUGAGUGAACAAUGUGGAAUUUCUUUGACCAAGGCUAAGCCAUUUGUGGCAAAGUGCAGGCCGCGCCAAAAUAUGAUUGAAAUGCUCUCUCAGUCGUAAAUGAUCUGUUGAGUAAUAACAGUACUAUGUAAAUAAGCUAAUAAGUAAUAAAUCUGGGCAUUAUACUAUCAAUAAAACUGAAUUAUGAUAUCGACCAA
Mangifera indica (mango) is the source of this 1734-nucleotide messenger RNA. Its product is annotated as cytochrome P450 81C13-like. The transcript has 2 exons. Bases 113 to 1636 code for a protein of 507 amino acids. Gene Ontology annotation, molecular function: iron ion binding; oxidoreductase activity, acting on paired donors, with incorporation or reduction of molecular oxygen; heme binding. The record is from RefSeq and is a predicted model, not a curated record. Lineage: Eukaryota; Viridiplantae; Streptophyta; Magnoliopsida; Sapindales; Anacardiaceae.